This is a messenger RNA of Exophiala aquamarina CBS 119918, 5577 nucleotides long. RefSeq lists its product as uncharacterized. The transcript has a single exon. Bases 1 to 5577 code for a protein of 1858 amino acids. Lineage: Eukaryota; Fungi; Ascomycota; Eurotiomycetes; Chaetothyriales; Herpotrichiellaceae. The record is from RefSeq and is a predicted model, not a curated record.
AUGUCGAUGAAGUCCAGUAUUGGCUGUCUAGUUGACAAUUGCAGCAGUAUGGGCCAAGCAGUUUGCAACAUACUCCGACCGUUUGAAAAAUCAGAGCAUAUCGUGGUUUACAUAUCAAACGAUAAAAUGACGGGUGUCCAAAUUAAACUACCUCGUUAUCACCUCAAUUUCUCAGUACUGUGCAAUGGCGAUCUCAAAUGCAAAGAGCUUGCCGCGGUUGUCGACCGUUCCCAGUCUAUUGGCACCCUGCAUGGGCUCAAAAGUCUACUUGUUUUGCGGCCAGUAACAACUCCGCUGGAAAGAAACGAACGAAUUGUACUCAUCCCGCACGGUAACGUGGAAUAUUUUCCCGCCUCGCCUCAUGUCGAAGUUCGCAUUGAACUUGGAACCAACGAAACUUUGUUGUUUUCGAAAUACCGACUUGAUGGUCGGCUUGGUCAGCUUAUCAGUGAUGAUCUGGAAGGCCAUCUUUUCAAGACCUUUCUACACGCUGUUACAAGUUUUCCAGAGCGCGACAGCUUCACUUCACGCACUGGAUCUGAGGAAGUCAUCCUCGGUCUUUCGGAUCACGUAACACUCACUUCGAUACCUUUAUCGACUAGAUCUCAACAGUUGCUCGCCUCGCUUGCAGACCUGUCGCCAAAGCGGAACUUCUAUCCUAAAAAUUUCCGAACAAUGCACACCGCCGACUUCCACAAGAUUCUCCCACUGCUCUCACAGCGUGACUGUUUCUUUGGGAUUGUGGAAAAGAUCAUUUCACACAAUCGCAAAGCAAACUUCUUAUUUGAAAAAUCGGUCUGCCUGCUUCACUACUCUGGAGACGUAGGUUUGCUUGAAAGAUCCCACCGCCGCACGUCCAAGCUUUUUGGCAACGAGUCCAUUGGUGGGAUCAAACAGGCCCCUGAGGACCUCCCAUACCGUUCACGUGAUCUCGUGGUAAGCUCGGCUCAGGGAGAAGCAUUCUCCAUGGCAAGUCUUAUAGCGGAUGGAACAACUCAGUUCUCUGUGGAUCGCGAUAUCAAAUCGCUCAUUCAGGGCUGGCAGAUUGUAUCAGGUUUCAAUCAGGACUUCACAAGCCUAUCACUUGCUGCAUUGUUAAGUAUGCCGUUAAAAGAGUACUGGGCCUCAUUGCUGAGCUUUUGCCGAACAGGUCCUUCCAAGUUCAGACUCGCUUUCAUAUUUUCUCUUCUGACUUACGGGGACCAAAAGAUCAGCUCACAGCUUCGAACAUUGCUAGCGUUUGCCGUCUCACCAUUCCUUCAGGAACUUCCAUCACCUGCACGCAACUCUUAUGACCUUGGCAAAGGACAUGAAGUGACCGAAGAAGAGAUCACUUCAAUAAUUUCGCAGUGCAAAAGACUAUCCACAACCUUUGAAGAUGACAAUACAGAGACUGAGCAUCAACGCCGACAAAUUCUGAAGUCUGUAGUAUUGUCCUGGCCAGGACCAAAAGUGGUGCUACCGGAGAAGUCCAACUUGAGUCGUUUUAAUUAUGGAAAAUUGGAAACUUUAUUGACAGGACGGUACGCUGCAUGGUAUCGUAACCAUACGUUUUUGUCGCUUUGUGCCGAUUACGAGAAGCAAUUGCAGGAGUUCCAAGGCUCAUGGGUAGCCCCUGAAAUCCCUGUCACUGAGCUGGAACCUCAUGUGAUAGAAGCUUCCCAUAUCAUAUACCAGAUGCCACCAUCAUUGCUCAGCGUCAUAAAACAAACCGAGGUGACAGACGUGGAUUUUAAUGAAAGCUGCCCUAGCAUGCUGGAUCAUAACCUCGCAGAUCUCCUACAAGCACAAGAGCACCCAAACCUUGUGGAUGCCAACGACAUGCGAGUUGCUUGGGAGGAGCUCGAAGACAUCGUUAAAGAACUCGAGCGGGACGCAGCACCAAUUGUCCAGAACUACGGAAAAUUUGUCCAUAGAAGCCUCGAAGCCUGCAAGGCCAUCACGAGCUCCGAGAAAACCAUAAAGCCGCCAGGUCAUGUCUUCCUACAGCAAAAAGCUGUUCUCGUACAGACUCGCAUCGACUACAUUCUUCGGAGAACUCGAGAACUUCUCAAGCCCCAACCGACCUCGGAUCAUGGGCUCGAAAUGGCUCGACUUUGGCCUUCAGUUUCCCACCCGGCGUUGCUCCAACUUCUGUCAUCUAAGUAUCGGUCACACCUUCCACUCGCUUGGAAGCGUGUCAUAGUUCGCUAUGCAGAAGAAAUAACAGCCCUCCAACGUGUAGAACGCAUGCAGAAUUAUGUCGCUGCGAAUGACAAGUUGGCACUGGCAAAAGAGUUGGAGAAUCCAGCUCAUGCUGAGUGGUCAACAGAGGAGCGACCAGAUUGGCUUUUACUUGAGAUCCAAAAUCAGAUCCUCAUCCGUCCAGUACAAGUUCGUGUCGCACUUGAAAUCAUCAAAGAAAAAUCUAGUGUUGUACUUGCUGAUAUGGGUAUUGGAAAGAGCUCAACAAUCCUACCCAUGGUUGUGACAGCUCUGGCAACUGGCUCGUCUCUUGUCCGAGUCAUUGUGCUGAAACCUUUGGCGAUUGAGAUGCUACGGAAUCUUUCGCGUUCUUUGUCUGGCCUUGUUGGCAGAACGGUGUAUUUCCUCCCUAUCUCUCGACAAACAACGCUUGACUAUCCUCACACAUGUGUGCUCCAAGGACUCUAUGAGUCGUGCAUGCAAAAUUCCGGGGUUCUUGUCAGUCUCCCAGAACAUUUGAACUCGUUCCGUCUGCUAUGCAACGACAAACUUUACACUGACUCAAUGCUGGCUCCGAAGCUUUUUGGUAUUCAGAACUUUCUUGACCAGACUGCUCGAGACGUGCUGGAUGAAUCUGAUCAGCUGCUGGAGCCUGGCUACGAAUUAGUAUACACAACUGGAGAGUUGCUUCCUCUCUCUAGGUCCCCACAGCGCUGGAUCGUUGCGCUUGAGCUGCUCGAUCUGGUCCAACAUAAUGCACAUCAAGCUCUAGAAAAGGCCCCCUUCGGCCUCGAACUAGAGGACCGACCGAUCGGCGCAUUUGAUCAUAUUCGAAUUCUCAAUGACGCAGGAUGCGAGUCCUUGAUGUCAUCUCUGGUCGACGCAGUUGUUCAGGGCAAGUUGGCUAGUGUCCCGUUAGGUCAUUGUAACACGGAACUUUUGCAAGCACUCAGGUUGUUCAUUCAAGAUGUUAACGUGCAUCCUGAAACUUUAGAACAGAUCAAGGCCCACUUUAAAGAAUCUGGCCAGUUGGACAUCUUAUAUGUGGUCCGCGGUUUGAUCUCAUACCAGGUCUUGGCUCACGCCUUACGCAAGAGAUGGUUGGUAAACUACGGUCUCGAUAGGAAUCGCCGUGGAGGAUGUCUCGCGGCAGUUCCUUAUCGAGCAAAGGCUAUUCCAUCCCAGUCAUCUGAAUUUGCGCAACCCGAAAUGAUGAUCAUCCUGACCGGACUGUCCUACUACUACACGGGUCUACAAUUUCACGACCUUCAGCAAUGCAUCCGCAGAAUGCUGAAACUAACAGACCCAUCUAAAGAAUUCUCGAAAUGGGUGCAAAGAUCCAAGCUACCGGAAGUCUACCAAAGCGCGGGUUCGAUCAACCUUGACGAUGCGUCAUGCAUGUCUACCCUUUAUGAGCACCUUCGACUCAACAAAGCUGCCAUUGAAUUCUUCCUAAAGCGCGAGGUUUUUCCCAAGGUAGCGAGGGAAUUUACCUGGAAAUUAUCCACUUCAGCAUGGGACCUUUGUGCCGACUAUGGCAGUGGCAAAGUAACUACCGGAUUCUCUGGCACCUGCGACAGUCGAAUUCCUUGGACGGUCGAGCUCGGAGAUAUCCAGGCCUUGAAGCACAGUACAGCAUCUACGCUGGCAACCAUCUUGCGGCACGAUAACCGUGAAUACAUUUGUGCCAGCUCUCAUGGACAGCGUCUUACGAACGAGGAGCUCCUUGACCUUGUAGUUGGUCAUGAUAAAGGGCUUUCUGUCAUAAUCGAUGUCGGCGCACAAUUUUUAGAGGACAACGAAAUGAUUGCAUCCCAGUGGUUAAGCAAAUGCAAACACAAGCUGGCAGCGAUAUUUUUCAACGACGUCGAUGAGAAGAUGGUGGUCAAUCGUGAUGGUACCACUGAAAAGUUCAACUCUUCCAUCUUCAAGGAAAGCAUUGGGUCUUGUCUGCUAUAUCUUGAUGAAUUCCACACUCGCGGAACAGACUUCCAGUUGCCUGAUGCAUUUGCUGCAGCAGUCUUACUCGGCCCGCGUAUCCCAAAGGACACUCUUGUGCAAGCGUGUAUGCGCAUGAGGAAGCUUGCUGUAUCCCAGUCUGUGGUCUUCAUCGCUCCUCCUGAAGUUGACAAAAGCAUUCGGGCUGUUACGAAGAGCCCAUCGGAAGCAAUCAGCAGUGUUCAUGUCGUCCGGUGGGCAAUCCAUCAAUCCUGCGUUGAUCUACAACAUCAACAUGCACAGUGCAUGACAAAAGGGAUGCUGCAUAGUCGACGAAGAUUAGCAGCUGCUCGUCAUGUUUCGACGUCCGGGCAUGUAAAAGACAUCGAGAAUUAUCUGAAGAUCAUUCGAGAGCGAGAAAGUCGUCCUGUAUCUGAAAUGUAUCGUGUCAACGUGAGCAGCCAGAAGGAGCUCCCUUUCAAGCCCUCCCAAGUGGAGCUUGAUGAUGAAAUCAUGGCAGGUCUUUUGGGAGAGUGGGAUCGAACAGGUAUCGCUCUCUCUGUAGACAGCGGCAUCUUCGAAGAGCAGGAACGUGAGAUCUUGCACGAAGUGGAACAGAUCAGAGAGGUCCAACGUCCAAUUGCAGUCACGCCUCAGAAACCAGAGCCUUGUCAAGCUUUGUGGAAGGUUAUCAGAGACGGCGUCUUGCCUAACGGUUCUUCUGAUGAGUUGCUUCCUGCGUUUGAGGUUUUGACCAAGACCAGCCUUGCGCCAUCGUACUCUCAAGCUGCAUGGCCGAUGCACAUUCAAGUUACCAAAGAUUUCACUCGCACAAUAGUAAGCAAAGCAAACUGCGAUCAAGACAAUUUCUUGAGGCCGGUGCAAUGGGUGUUGUAUACAAAGCUCAUCGGGCAGCCCAUCAUAAUUUCUCCUCACGAGGCCGAGUUAUUCCUACCUGAAAUUCGCAAGUCAAAGCGAGCGUCAUUGUUCCUUUACCAGGCGAGAGUGUCGAAGGGCAUGCCGUCAUUUGAUAAGUUGGAUGUGUACAAGAUCCCUGAGGAAGAUAAUGGUGGGACGAUCUCGCGGGAUCAAGUGGCCAUUCUCAAUCUGUUUGCCGGCCAACUUUACUUCAGCAAUUUUGAGGACUACCAACUUCUCUGCACCCUGAUCGGUCUAUGGGACGGAGAACGCGAACUGCUCGUAAGACGAAACGUUUUGACGGACAAUUGGGUACCUCCUGCUUGCCGGAAGGCGAAUGGAUGGACAGAAUGUCCAUUUGUAGAAAGUCCAGUGCAGACUCUCAAGGCAUUCAUCGGCAUGCGACGAAUGGGAAACGAGUGGUUGGAAACGCAUAUGGAUCACAUUCUAUCGGGACGGCUGUUACGGCGAAAAGAUUUUGAAAAGCAAGGCGAAAAUGGAAGUCUGAGCGUGGCGAAUGGUGAUAAGAAUGCGUAG